CUCUUUACAAAAGCACGUAUAAUUUUAAAAUCUCGACCAAAACAACCCUGAGAAAGUGAAAUCACACCUGCCUAAAUCUAGGCAAUCUCCUGAUAAUCAGUGAUGUGUUAUAUGUGUUAUUUGUGAUCGUCAGUCAUGUUUCAUCGAAAGUUUUUGAGUAAAACUGUUUCUAACCUCACUUUUGCCGUCCGGUCUCCCUCGUGUUUAAGUCGCACUUUUUCCGAAAAAUCGACAGAAAAUGAUAAAAUUCCGGAAGAUUCGAGGGAAACAGUAGUGUCAAAACUCCUCGAAGAGUCUGCCACAUUCAGUGAAGCGAAAGACACCAAUUGGGCAACAAAUCCUUAUCCGGAGACAGCACCGGUGAAUCAGCAAAAACAGCCGGAAAAAGAGAAGGUUCUCCCGUCUGACAAUUCAAUCCUUUUAUUCCCCGGACAAGGAGUUCUUAAAGUCGGAAUGGUUCGUGAUUAUUUGCGUUUUCCAAGAGCGAAAGAAUUAUUCUCGAUAGCGAGUGAAAUUCUUGAGUACGAUCUGUUGAAAUUGUGCUUGCAUGGACCUCAGAAGCAGUUGGAUAAAACAGAAUUUAAUCAACCGGCAACUGUUGUUGCUUCUCUAGCUGCCUUGGAAAAAUUAAUUGAGGAAAGACCCCGAGUUUUGCAGACUUGUAGAGCCGCUGGAGGAUACAGUCUUGGCGAAUUGACGGCCUUGAUUUUCUCUGGAGCAAUUGAUUUCGAGUCGGGUAUUAAGCUAGUGAACGUUAGAGGGAAAGCUAUGGAAGCAGCUUCUGAAAAAUCGAAACAAGGAAUGUUGUUUGUUUAUACGAGGCCAGAUGCUAAAAUUCAUCAAGUUUGCAAGGAUGCCGAAGCCUGGGCGAGAGAUUUAGGAGUCGAGGAGCCAGUUUGUAGGAUCGCGAUUUACUUGUACACCCAGGCAAAAAUAUUAGCCGGAAACGAUGAAGCACUGCGUUACGUCGAGGAAAACAGCUCGAAACUAGGUCUGCGAAAAGUGACGAGGCUUCCAGUUUCAGGAGCAUUUCACACUUGCCUGAUGGAACCAGCAGUCGAACCCUUCAAAAAUGCUUUGAACGGCACAGUGAUCGAAGAACCGAGAAUAAGUGUACUUUCAAAUCAUUCGGUGAAACGAUACCGCAACCAAAAAGAUAUAAGGAAAGGCUUGCUAAAACAAUUAGUGACUUCAGUCAAAUGGGAACAAACUCUUCAAAUGUUAUACACCAGACCUGCUGGAACUCCAUUUCCAAGAACAUUUGAUCUCGGAUCAGGUGGACAAUUAAGGACUAUUUUAAAGAACGUUAACAGUAAAGCCUACGAUUGGUGUUACUCCAUUUAAUUCUAGUGAGUUAACUUUUUUUUUAACUUUUCAGUUUGUGUAGAACUUUGAAAAGAUUAGGUAAUAGUUUUUAGUCAUGAAAAUACGACACAGCAGAAUUUUGUAAAUAUUGAUUACAGUCUUCGAAUACCUUGUAAAAUUGAGAAAUAUAUUUGUAGAAAAG
Belonocnema kinseyi is the source of this 1507-nucleotide messenger RNA. RefSeq names its product probable malonyl-CoA-acyl carrier protein transacylase, mitochondrial (gene beg). NCBI's taxonomy places the organism in Eukaryota, Metazoa, Arthropoda, Insecta, Hymenoptera, Cynipidae. The coding region runs from base 136 to 1344 and encodes 402 amino acids. Gene Ontology annotation, molecular function: transferase activity. The transcript has 2 exons. The record is from RefSeq and is a predicted model, not a curated record.